Prorocentrum cordatum is the source of this 660-nucleotide messenger RNA. NCBI's taxonomy places the organism in Eukaryota, Dinophyceae, Prorocentrales, Prorocentraceae. The record is from the annotation of a GenBank genome assembly.
AUGGGCUCCAUCUCCUGCAAGGAGGCCGCCCUGCUCGCGGAGGGCGCGGCGCGCGGGGCGGACUGGCUGUGCGUGACCGGCGAGGACAACUACGUGCACACCGGCCGCGUCGAGGAGUUCCUGCGCGACAAGGAUCGCCGACCACGAAGGGCGUGGGGUACCUUCUCCUCUCCUGAGGAGGGGCGCGUUCUGUCGCGACUCCGAGCUGUUCGAGGCGUCCGGUGGGCUCUGCGGCGGCAGCGGCUACAUCAUCAGCCGCGCCGCCUUGCGCCUCCUCCUGGCCGGAGGCGCCCCGGGCCUCCACGCGGUCUACGACAACAGCACGUGGCCGAACGACAUGACGACCAGCUGCCAGCUCCGCAGGCACGGGGUGCGGCUCGAGACGGCCGAGGAUCGGACAUGCUCGGCUGGCCCGUGUUCGGGAUCGCGGAGUACGAGAGGAUCGCGCGCAGCGGCUUCCUCUCCGCGCACUACCUCAGGCCCGAUGUCAUGCGGUGGUUCCAUGCGGAGGUCGAGGGAGCUGCGGAGUCUGUGAAAAAGCAGCUGGAGGAUAAGGCGUUCGACCACGGGUGCGCCGUCGGCAUGCGCACGGGGCCGUGGGCCCGGGAGUGGGCGGACUGCCUGGCGAGCGGGGGCGGGCGCGGCCCCAGCUGGGGCUGA